Molecule: messenger RNA, 1029 nt
Organism: Candidula unifasciata
Lineage: Eukaryota; Metazoa; Mollusca; Gastropoda; Stylommatophora; Geomitridae
Source: the annotation of a GenBank genome assembly
AUGGAUUCAAGACUGGUUCAACGAAAGUCUGCAGCUGAGAUGUCAUUGGUCGAGCUGUCUCGAACAUCGUUGAAUAUUGUGCCAUAUGUGGCCAGAUCAGUGACGCUGCAAAACCUGGUCAGACUUGGUGUCAAUCUCAGCAAGGUACAAAAAGUGGCGGGUGUGGCGGAGUAUCUGAUCAAGGCAGACUUUCAGCAGCACAUUGUGCCCCAGCUCCAGUUCCUGGCUCUUGUUGGUGUUGAAGCAAAUUUUGUUGGACACAUUUACACAGCCAACCCUUUGUUGUUUCUGGAGUCAGUGGAGGAUUUAGAGCUGCGUGUGGGUUAUCUAGUACACAAGAACUUUAGUCUGCGGGAAGUGGCCGCUCUGGUGACUAAAGAUCCUAUUGUCUUACUCAUGGACCCCGUCGUUUUGGAUGAGAAGCUGGCAUUUUUACAGAAUCUCUUCGACUUGACAGACUCGAUGUUUGUCCUUUCACAUCUUACUUUAUUUACUCUGUGGGACUGGAUGUUUGUCCUUUCACAUCUUACUUUAUUUACCCUGUGGGACUGGAUGUUUGUCCUUUCACAUCUUACUUUAUUUACUCUGUGGGACUGGAUGUUUGUCCUUUCACAUCUUACUUUAUUUACUCUGUGGGACUGGAUGUUUGUCCUUUCAAUCUUACUUUACCCUGUGAGACUCGAUGUUUGUCCUUUCACAUCUUACUUUAUUUACUCUGACAUGAAGUUUCACAUGCAUGAGUUUAUGGGAUUCUCUAACACCGAAAUCCAACAGCUGCUUCUCCUGUCUCCAAAAGUUUUCUUCGAAGGUCAGUCUCUCUCAUUGUCACCUGUAAGUAUCCUCACUGCUGUGUCCAACUCAUUGACACCUGUAAGUAUCCUCACUGUUGUGUCCAGCUCAUUGUCACCUGUAAGUAUCCUCACUGCUGUAUCCAGCUCAUUGUCACCUGUAAGUAUCCUCACUGCUGUGUUCAACUCAUUGACACCUGUAAGUAUCCUCACUGUUGUGUCCAACUCAUUGACACCUUAA